AUGCUUUGGGAUAUUAAGACACAUCAUACCCCUAGGAGGAACUUCAAAUUUAGCCUGAAAUCUUUACAGGUGGUUACUAUAUUGGUUUUAUUAUUAGUUUUAAUUUGGAUAAUUCAUGCUACUAAAUCUCAGCUUCAAAGUGUUUCAGACCUAAGGAACUUUGAUUAUUCUUAUGGUACAACUUCACAUAUUGAUCCUUCCAAAAUUGAAUCUUUGUCUUAUAGGAAACUUUCAAGCAUCACAGAUAUGAAUGAUCAUGAUUCUGGCUUCCCACAAAUCGUUAUUGCAACUGCUGACUCUAUUGCUGAAGAAACUGACCCAUUUUUAUCUACUUUGAAAAGAACAUAUUUAAGUUAUAUCACACAUAUAAGGCAUUCUUUGGAAAAUAAUGAUUUCAAUCCACGUAUAUCAUUUUCAUGGAAUGAUUGGUAUAAUUUUGAGUUAUAUGAUAUGAAUACAACGGAAAACUACUCAGAGGAUGAAGAACUGGGAACCAGUAAAGUUUUUCAAAAAUCAGAGUUUGAAAAGGCAUCGGAAGGUUUAGAUUAUAUUGGCUCAGGUGAAUAUAAGGUUAAUCAAUUGAUAUUUAUGGACUCGAAAAGCGAUAGAAACUAUAUUAUACAAAUCAAAAAUCAAGAUUCGAGUAAAGAUACUGCGCAAUUUUUGGAAAAACUACAUGAUUUAGAUGCUUCCGAUAUUACUUUGGAUCAAAUUGCAGAAGAAAUGGAAAACAUUCGUGAGUUAGUUAAGCCAGAUCCAAUGAUACUUUCCCAAGAAAAAGUUGAGACUAGAUCAAAUACAAAUUACAAUAGUUUUGAUAAUGAUGAAUUAUUUAUUAAUUUACAUUUGGAUGAUUUUAUUUUUGAAACCACACAUAUUGAUGAGCUUGAUUUGGUGAGUCUCUCCUCAUCAAGCAAAAACUUACUGAACUUUCUUAAAAAUCUUCAUUUAGUUGAACAACAAUACGAUACUGAUUUUGAGAAAUUUUUCAAUGAAGUUGAAUUGAAAGAUGAUAAAUCUUUAGCUGGUUCUCAUUAUGAUUCAAGAUUUUUCAAAAAAGUAUUACAUGGAAGACAAAAAUAUUUUGCUUUGCAUCAUCUAAUCAGAACAUGGCAAGAAUUUGCACAAAAGGAAAAGAUUAUAUAUUGGCUAUCUCAUGGUAAUUUAUUAAGCUGGAGAUGGAGUGGUGUUUCGUUUUUAUGGGAUCAUGAUUGUGACAUUCAACUUCCAAUAAGACAUUUAGAAUAUCUUGCUAUAAAUUAUAAUGGUUCUUUGAUUAUUGAAGACCCAAAUACCGGAUUUAAUAGAUAUUUAAUUGAAAUUAGUCCAUAUUUUGUUGAUAGGGUUAAUGCGAAUUUGAAAAAUUCAAUUGAUGGAAGAAUGAUUGAUCUUGAAACAGGAUUAUACAUUGACUUGACGGGAUUGAGUGCUAAUGAGUUAAAGCAAGAGUUGAUCACAGAUAAGCAUAUUCAUAAUUAUACAUUUGGGUCUUUAACACCACUUCGUUCAACUUUAUAUGAAGGAGUUACUUCUUGGAUACCACAUGACACUGAUUAUAUAUUAACAAAGGAAUACCCUUCUGGUUUAAAAAAUGGGAAGUACAAUGGUUUCACAUACGUUGAAAACUUGAGCUCUUGGAUCAAAGAUUUAGAACAUUGUCUUGAACCCAACUUACUGGAAGAAGGCAAAUAUUUCUUAUCAAACUUUAGGUCUAAAAACUGUGAUGAUCUAAGCAAUGAACACUUCAUAUCAUUAACUCAAUAUUGGACCUUGAAGCAAGUGGAAGAUAGAUUUACAUGCUUUAAUAAGGUACAUUGUAAACCACCGUUUAGUAAGGAAUAUCUUUCAAAUUUAGUACCCAGUGAAUACUUGAAUACAUUAUCGAACUCAGAAAAAUGGGGAAUUUCAAGUUUUGAAACAAAAGGAAUUAGAGAUCUUGUCAGAUCUUGGAAGUUACCUAGUAUACCAGGAAGUGAUAUGACCAAAGUGAAGUGGUAUUGA
Hansenula ciferrii is the source of this 2001-nucleotide messenger RNA. RefSeq lists its product as uncharacterized. NCBI's taxonomy places the organism in Eukaryota, Fungi, Ascomycota, Saccharomycetes, Phaffomycetales, Wickerhamomycetaceae. Bases 1 to 2001 code for a protein of 666 amino acids. The transcript has a single exon. The record is from RefSeq and is a predicted model, not a curated record.